AUGGGGCUGCGGAUUCACUUUGUUGUUGACCCACAUGGUUGGUGCUGCAUGGCUUUGAUUGUCUUUGUCUGGUUAUACAAUAUUGUUUUAAUUCCCAAAAUUGUCCUCUUUCCUCACUAUGAAGAAGGACAUAUUCCAGGCAUAUUAAUAAUAAUAUUCUAUGGCAUUUCCAUAUUUUGUCUGGUUGCCUUAGUGAGGGCUUCAAUAACUGACCCUGGAAGACUUCCGGAGAACCCCAAGAUCCCGCAUGGAGAAAGGGAGUUCUGGGAAUUGUGUAACAAGUGUAAUUUGAUGAGACCAAAGCGUUCCCAUCACUGCAGCCGCUGCGGACAUUGUGUUAGGAGAAUGGAUCACCACUGUCCAUGGAUUAAUAAUUGUGUUGGUGAAGAUAAUCAUUGGCUUUUUCUGCAAUUGUGUUUCUACACAGAACUUCUUACUUGCUACGCACUGAUGUUUUCUUUCUGCCACUAUUAUUAUUUUCUUCCACUAAAAAAACGUAACUUGGACCUCUUUGUCAUUAGGCAUGAAUUGGCCAUCAUGAGACUCGCUGCCUUUAUGGGUAUUACCAUGCUGGUUGGAAUCACUGGACUCUUUUAUACUCAGCUAAUUGGCAUCAUCACAGACACAACCUCUAUUGAAAAGAUGUCAAACUGUUGUGAAGAAAUAUCAAGGCCCCGAAAGCCAUGGCAGCAGACCUUCUCAGAAGUUUUUGGCACUCGUUGGAAGAUCCUGUGGUUCAUUCCUUUCAGGCAGAGACAACCACUGCGAGUUCCCUACCACUUUGCCAAUCACGUCUAA
Molecule: messenger RNA, 798 nt
Organism: Elephantulus edwardii (Cape elephant shrew)
Lineage: Eukaryota; Metazoa; Chordata; Mammalia; Macroscelidea; Macroscelididae
Gene: ZDHHC21
Product: zinc finger, DHHC-type containing 21
Exons: 7
Coding region: 1-798 (265 amino acids)
Biological process (GO): peptidyl-L-cysteine S-palmitoylation; protein targeting to membrane
Cellular component (GO): endoplasmic reticulum; Golgi apparatus
Molecular function (GO): protein-cysteine S-palmitoyltransferase activity
Source: RefSeq, a predicted model, not a curated record